GCCUUGCAUUCCAGGAAGCAGUGUAAAAAACCGAUUUUGGCAUUGUUGAAGAAGCCCUCUGAACAGGUGAUAUUGGGUUGAAAAAUCGGAUAAGUGAAAAAGGGUUGGAAAGGCACGACACAUAACCCCUCCUUCCUAACCACACACGUGAGAAAAACCGAUUGAUGGGGAACACCACCUUGAAGACGAACAUCAGCCUCUAAGAACGAGAGUAACUAAUUGAUUGAGAUAAACUAAUUGACAAUCUCUUAUUUCAAGUGGAUCUGCACUAAAAAAUAUAGCAUAUUGAUCUGAUGGUGGAAAAUGAGAGCAACACAUCAGACAGUUGCAAGCCUUAGAGUGGAGAGGGGAUAAGAAGACUCUGUAUACAUGCAAGGAGUAAGGGAUAAGAUGGGAGAAUAAGGGGGAGAGAGAAGGGAGGAGGCAUGGAAAUUGAGUAUUAAGAGGAAGGCUGUCUGUGGCAACUACACACUUUCACAGUUCUCUGGGAGAAGGAAAGAUUGUGCUGUAGAUUCAACCAUGGAUGGUUCUUGCAGGGUCACCGUUUUGCUGUUCUUUGUUUAGCAACGAUUGGGAACUUGAUAUUCAGCGGUUCUGAGGACACAACAAUAACUGUUCUAUAUUAACCCUCAAGUAUCUUCUCUCUCUUUUUCAUUGUUACCGCUUCUUCCAAUUUCUAUCGAUUCUAAUUUAUGUUCUUCUCUUUCUAUUAUCUCGCGCAUAGAAAUUUUGUGAGUUUAGGGCUUCAGCUUGAAACUUGAGGCGUGCAUUUUCACUUUUACACCUAUAACCCAUUCAUUCCAUUAUUAUAACAUUUGUAUUGUGUUUGUUAUGUUGUGUGGUGUUGUCUUCUAAUUAUUGGAAAUCUCUAUCUGGAAAGACAUUUUAUUGGAACAGAGAACAAUCAUCUAGUUAUUGCACAUCUAAUUAUUGGAACAGGUAAUCAAUCAUCUUUUUUCAUCCAUGCCUUGGUUUUUCUGUUUCAAUGAAUUGAAAACAAGUUUUUCUCAUAAUUUCCUGUUUGGACUUCAAGGUAGUUACUGUUUUUUCUGUUGUAACAAGGAGAAUAAUGGAUGCUAUAAGGAAGCAAGCUAGCAAAUUGAGGGAGCAAGUUGCCAAGCAACAACAGGCUAUACUUAGGCAAUUGGGCCAAAAUAGCAAUGAACCUCUCAUGACUGAUGAAUCUGAACUUGAAUGUCACCAGCAACUUCAAAAGUUAUAUAAUUCUACAAAAGUUAUAUAAUUUUUUCGAUUAAUACUUUUGGGGUUUAUUAUUAUCAUAUAAACUUUGAUUUGUCUCUUAGCAAUUUAUGGCAUUUACUACAUUUAUAUUAUGUUUGUGGGUUUAUAAUAUUUUUUUUCUAAAGGGAGCCUUUAUAAUCACUGUUGUACAGAGCCUUAUAGAUAUUCAUAUUGUAUAUGUAUACAAAUUGAUUUUUGGCUAGCGGGCUGACCCUAACCCGUGGGGCUAUAUAAUUUUUUGAUUCGUGCGGGCUAUUUAAUAUGUGAGCUUUUUGGCCCUGCGGGCUUUAUGGCCCUGGUCCGCGCGGGCAAGGGCCUAAUGGGCCGGGCUGGCCCGUUUUGACAAUUAUAACAUAUGUUUGUAAUAUGAAUAAAAAUUAGAAUUGCUUAAAAGAAGAAGUGCCUUUGCACUUUUAAAGAGAAAAAGUGAAGAGUGGUUGUGUGAAUUUUUUUUUAUAAUAUUAAUGCAGUCUUGGUUUUUUUUUAUUAGUUUUAUUUUUCAUUAAAUUUCCAACACUCACCCUACUUGCUCUGAUUCAUGCACCAAGUAAACUAUUAUCAUUUAUUAAAUCUAUCUGGCUUUAAGCAACGCGUUAUUCCACAUUUUCCUCUUGUUAUGGACAUAAUACAUAAAUAUAUGGUAAUAACUGAUGCUUAGAAUUAAGAAUCAGUUGCCAUUUAUGUUUCAUAACAAGAAGAAAUUUCAUCCAUUCACGUAAUGGCUCUUGAUCAUCAAUAUCAUCUCUUGCUGUUUUUCUUCCUAGCGUUACUUCCGUUUUCUACUGUUGCUCAAACUUAUGGGAACAUUUCCUUGGGGACUUCCUUCACUGCACAAGCAGAUAACUCCUCAUGGGCAGCAUCACCAUCUGGUGACUUUGCAUUUGGGUUCCAACAGAUUGAGGAAAAUGGGUUCUUACUAUCCAUUUGGUUCAACAAAAUACCAGAAAGAACCAUUGUCUGGUCAGCCAAUGGACAAAACCUUGCACCAAAGGGUUCAAAAAUUGAGCUUACCUCAGAUGGAUGGUUCUUGCUCAGUGAUCCCAGUGGCAAUAAGAUAUGGCCUGCUGGUUCCUCAGGUGGUGGAACUGUUUAUGCAGCAAUGCUUGAUACUGGCAACUUUGUUCUUGCAGGCAAAAAUUCUCAAUAUUUGUGGCAGAGUUUUAAUCAACCAACUGACACAAUUUUACCAGGACAGGUUCUGAACCAACCUGGUACUCUUGUUGCAAGAUAUCUUGAGACAAAUUACUCAAGUGGAAGAUUCCAGUUUGUGCUAAACACUCAUGGGACUCUUGCGCUUUUCACCACAAAUUUCCCAUUGAAUUCUCUAAAUUAUCUUUAUUGGAAUACCAAGGAUGUUGGCAGUGGCUUCUCAUUGGUCUUCAACAAUACUGGGUAUAUUUUCCUAGGUGCAAAUAAUGGGAGCAUAAUUCAAAUGAUAUCAUCACAUGCUCCCUCUACUCAAGAAUUCUAUCAGAGAGCAAUCCUUGAACAUGAUGGAGUCUUCAGGCACUAUGUCUACCCCAAGAGUAGUAGCUCCAAUACAGGAGGAUGGCAGAAGGCUUGGUCAUCUGUGUCCUUUAUACCUUCAAACAUCUGUAUGAGUAUUACUGAACGAGCAGGAAAUGGAGCUUGUGGGUUCAACAGCUAUUGUACUCCUGAUGGAGGCAAGAGUUGCCAGUGUCCAUCUGGUUAUAGCUUCAUUGAUCCAGGUGAUGUGAUGAAGGGAUGCAUGCAGGACUUUGAUUCUCAGAGUUGUAAUGAAUCUUUCCCAGAAACUGAUCUCUUUGAUUUCUAUGAGAUGGAAAAUACGGAUUGGCUUUAUUCAGAUUUUGAACAUUUUCAGUCAGCGACUGUGGAUUGGUGCAGACAGGUUUGCUUGGUAGAUUGUUUCUGUGCUGUUGCCAUUUUCAGAAAUGGUUAUUGCUGGAAAUUGAAGCUACCCUUAUCCAAUGGAAGAAUUGAUUCAACUGUUGGAGGGAUAGCUCUGAUAAAGACAAGAAAAUAUGACAUAAGAGAAAAUAUUAAUGUUCUAGUAACUUGGUUAUGUCUUUUGUUAACAAGUUUACUGUAUUCAUUGCUUUUACUUUAAUCAAGUAAUUACCAUCAUGAAAU
Messenger RNA from Gastrolobium bilobum, 3354 nucleotides. RefSeq names its product G-type lectin S-receptor-like serine/threonine-protein kinase LECRK3. The transcript is spliced from 3 exons. The coding region runs from base 1961 to 3331 and encodes 456 amino acids. NCBI's taxonomy places the organism in Eukaryota, Viridiplantae, Streptophyta, Magnoliopsida, Fabales, Fabaceae. The record is from RefSeq and is a predicted model, not a curated record.